CUUUAGUAUAGUUUUGCUGUGAUAAGAGUAAACACUGUGGUAGUCUGCUGGAAUACUAUUUUAAAGCAUGGAAUUAUAAGUAAUUAAGAUAAAGUGAUAGAGCUAAGUCGUGCAAAAAAAAAAAAGCACCAGAAUUUCUCACGAGGAGCUCCCCCGGAGUAGCACAAUAGUCAGGAACGUCGUGUACACACCAAAAAAGGCGGAAAAUCAUGGAAUAAGAGUGAAGAAGCUCCAAAUCGCGCAGUGAUCCUCAAUCUCGCCAGUCAGAAGCAAUGCCAUCGCCGGGCGUCCUGGGUGAGAGCCAUCACAAUUCAGCUGAGGAAAUUCAGGUGGGCCUCGCGCCCUACAUUCAGCACUACUUGGCACAGACGGGUCGACGGCAUUCCUGCUGCAGUGUCACGCUGCCCGUGGCCUUCGAGAGGGCAGCCCCCAAGGCAUGGUGGGACCCCAAAUUUGAUUCAGCCAUCCUCGAGGGGCAGUACCAGUCCAGUGUCUUUCCGCAGCUGAGGCUCAGAUUUCGAUUCGCCCUCCUCUACAUCCUUCUGUGCUCAGCGGUCUGGAUGAUUUACUUCUUGACUGUCGCAAAGCUCAAUUCGCUUGUCUCCAUAGGUAAGAAGGGUAUUCUUGGUGCGGAUAUAUAUCCUUGUGCAAAAUGGCUCAAAAUGUUCUUCGUUACAGCUUUUGGGGUUUGCAUCCUCUUGUGCUUAGUCACGGUGUGGCUCACCUACUCCAAGAUCUAUGAGAGUCGAACGCAGCUGGUUACUGUCUGUGUUGCCUGCAGCAUCUGCCUGCUUUCCCUGCUAUUUGUCACCCUCUCCGGAAGGACAUUCUCCGCUCUUGGGCACUUUGCAACAUGCAUCGAAGUCAUCCUGCUGAUUUACACCCUCAUGCCGCUACCACUGUGGCAAUGCGUCUCCAUCUCAGUCCUCUACUCCAUCCUCUUCGAGACACUUCACUUCACCUUCCAGAACUUCUACUACAGCAGCUCCCAGGAGGAUUCCAAUCUCUCCUGUCGCGUCAUCAUUGUGCGCUGCCUCCUCCAUCUGUGCGUUCACAUGGUUGGGCUGCACGUGCUCGUGAUGAAUGUCGUCCGGAUGCGAUGCACCUUCAUGAAAGUUGGACAAAACCUCCUCAUUCGUCGGCAAUUGGAGAUGGAGAAGCAGUUGAAGGAGAAAAUGAUUCACUCAGUGAUGCCACCCAAAGUGGCUGACAUGCUCAUGAAGGAGGGCUCCACAAUGGACACGGGGCCAGAUCAGAAGCGCUCCUACUCCCUCCAUCCACGCCUUUCGAAUGAUGUUAAAUCCCUCUUUAGGCCCUUCCACAUGCACUCAAUGGACAACGUGAGCAUCCUGUUUGCCGACAUUGUUGGCUUCACCAAAAUGUCCACCACGAAGACAGCUGAACAGCUCGUGGAGAUUCUCAAUGAUCUCUUUGAGCGCUUCGAUGAACUCUGUACCCUCAAUGGGUGCGAGAAGAUCUCAACACUCGGAGAUUGCUACUACUGCGUGUCCGGGUGUCCUGAGCCAAGAGCUGAUCAUGCCAUGUGCUGCGUGGAGAUGGGCCUCGGGAUGAUUCAGGCUGUGCGGAUUUUCGAUGCACAAAAGAAUGAGGGGGUCAAGAUGAGGGUUGGUGUUCACACGGGGUCCGUUCUCUGUGGCAUCGUCGGCACGCGGAGGGUUAAAUUCGAUGUCUGGAGCAAUGAUGUUACCCUCGCAAACAGGAUGGAGUCAACGGGGACGCCGGAGCAAGUGCACGUAUCGGAGGAGACGCGGAAAUUCCUUGGCGAUGGGUACAUUCUCAAGGAGGGCGAUGAGGUGUUCGGUCAUCGCACGUACUUUGUAUUGGGCAAAAAAUGCACCUCAAUGGACAUGAGCAGGAGUGAGGUGGAUGUGUCGAAGGAGGGUGCGUGUCAGCUGCUAAUCCCCCACUUCGAUGGCUUCACGAAUGGGGUUCAGCUGUCGCGCAGUGUGACAAAUUUGUCCUCAAUUCAACCCACUGUGCCCCCAGCUUCGCCCAUCGGAGUCACAUCCACCUCCCUCACACCCAGCCCCAUUCUGUCGACACGCCCACGGUUGGCAUCCCUCAGUCGGGUCACAAAGUACCUCACGGGGGCCAAUCACGCGCCCAUUGAGGUGUCCAAUAGGCUGGGUAGUCAACAACCGGCACCCACCAUCAUUGUCACCACCAAAUCCCUGCCCGGUAGCUUGGAUUCCGAUGCCGAAGACACCUGCUGCCGUGGUUCCCACCGGAAGACUGAGGAGGAUAAACAUGCAGCCAUGCGGAAGUAUUCAGCAAAGUUGCGUGGUUGGCGUGUACCGCGAUUCCUGAGGAAGACUGACGACCCCGCAGCGGAUGCACGCAAUACGAAGGAUGACUGUGAUAGCGCCAAGAAGCAAGAGCCACUGCUCUGCCCAGAGCAGAAUGGGUACCAACAGGUGCCUGUUGUGGUGGAGACCCCAGCAGCUCCGGCCACGCAUACCCUGGACAUCCCACGGGUUACCACAUCCGGCUCCAAUUGCUCACCAAGCCAGUGCUCCAUGUUUGAUGACAUCAUCGAUGUGCGCUCCUACAUUUCCCACUCACGCAGCGACAUCUCACCUUUCGGCAGGUCCGGAAGCUACCGUUCCCAGUGCGGGAGAUCACCACAGGGGGUAGGUGGAGAAGUUACUCCUGGCGCUUGUGGGCGUUCAAGGAGCUCAACGGGAUGCGCCCCAAUUGCAAUUAGUCUGCAACAGAGAAAUUGCUCAAGUCCGUGGAUUGAGGUGCUCAGCAUGUGCCCAUCAGCCCACAGUCGAAAGGAUUCAGGCAUUCGGAGUAAUUCUCGUCGUUCCAGCAUUCAUCACGUGAAUGGUGUCCAACCCGGUCUGGGUGCGUCCACACAGCGUGUUUCGGGGUACUUCACCAGCUCCCAGUCGAGCCUCGCUGGAACACCAAACAUUGCCAAUGAACCCCCCUAUGUUGAUCCCCUGGCUGCGUGUCUGCAGCAGCUCCGGAAGCAGUCGGAUUUGCAGCUAAUACGCUGCGUGAAAGAAAAUGCCAAAUCCCAGAGAAGCUAUCUCGUCAAGCCACCUGUGUCGAAGGUGACGCUCUUCUUCAGAUCCUGGCAAAUGGAGCGGGAAUUCCGAAGCAAGGCUCAUCGGUUUGGCCAGGAGAAUACAGAAGGCCCCCCAACGCUGGCCACACCACGCUACAACACCUACAUUGAUCUUCUCGUGAGUGUCUUCAUCUUCCUCACUGUCUCCCUGUCGCUCUUCCUCCUUGUCCCGAUUACAUUGAGUGUCGGCUACCAGGCAUGGCUCGUCCUCUUUGCUGUCUUCAGCUUCAUCCAAUUCCUCGCAGUAUUUGUGUGCUCCAAGCAGAUGAUAAGACUCUCGCACGGGCACACCAAGUCCAAUGGGCUAUUUGAUCGUUUCUUCGAUGCUGUAUCCAAUUGGUACCCCUGGCAUAUUUGUGGCUCAAUUCUCAUGUCCCUGCCUGUGAUCUCAAUCUUCGUCAACCUCACCACACUCGAUACGGAUGCUCUUGCCCCGUAUGAGUUCCACUAUGGCCUCUUGCUCUUCAUCUGUGUCAUUCACUACUGCAACUUCACGCAACUCAACUGCUGGCUUCGGAAUCUCCUCGCCCUCGUGGCUGCGGUCGCCUUCAUCGGGAUCACGUGCUACCAGUGGCAUGCCUUUGUCACGCUUCAGGGAAAGAAUCAGGAUGCAAUAAUUCUCUUCCCGGAUGCACUGAACGUCACAAAGCCCCAUCUUGCUGAGUUUUUGCACGAUGAAAUUCGCUUCCUGAAAUUCUAUCAAAUUGAGAUCUACAUCGAUCUCAUUCUCCUGCUCUUCCUCGUGUGCUUCCUCAAUCGUGAGUAUGAGAUUGGGUACAGGCUCACCUUCUAUGGGAGUGCUGUGGCGAAUCAGGAUAAAAUCCGUGUGCAGCAUAUGAAGAAUCAAGCUGAUAUGUUGCUGCACAACAUCAUCCCGAAGCAUGUGGCGGAACAGCUGAAGAAUACGGCAAAAUAUUCGGAGAACUAUCACGAUGUCGGGAUCAUCUUUGCCAGCAUUAUAAACUUCAAUGAGAUGUACGAUGAAUCCUACCUGGGCGGGAAGGAAUACCUUCGUGUGCUCAAUGAGCUGAUUGGGGACUUUGAUGAGCUCCUGUCACGUCCGGAAUUUCAAUGUGUGGAGAAGAUCAAGUCCAUCGGGAGUACCUUCAUGGCGGCCAGUGGGCUGGACCCAUCAACACGCGGUGAGAACAAUCAGCACCUUCGUGCCCUUAUUGAAUUCUCCUGUGCCAUGCAGCAUGUCGUGGAUGCCUUCAACAAGGAUCUCCUGGAGUUUAACCUCAUCCUCAGGAUUGGGUUCAACAUUGGCGACGUCACGGCGGGUGUUAUUGGCACCAGUAAGCUCUACUACGACAUCUGGGGCGAUGCUGUGAACGUGGCCAGUCGAAUGGAUUCAACAGGAGUCGCUGGAAGGAUUCAAGUUGGCAAGGAUUGCCUUCCCUACCUCGAGGAUGCGUAUGAUUUUGAGCCAAGGGGUAGUGUCUACGUCAAGGGGAAGGAUAACAUGGAGGUGUACCUCCUGAAAGGGAAGAAAACCUUCCCCCACGGAGAAUCCUGAAGGAUUCUCAGUGCAUCGAAUGAUGAAAAGUUAAAUAUGAAACGUGCAUCACAAAUCAUCUUCUAAAUCACAGAAAAUUUUAUUAAUUCCGUAGCCUUGUGUUGCGAUUAAGCGCGAGAGAGAUGUGAGGCAAAAUUGUAAAAACUCCGCAGAUAUUGUUGUCAAUUUGUUUGAAUGUUCUUCAUUAGUAUUAAUUGUUUCCCAUGAAAAUUGUGAGAUUUAAAAAAAAAGAGAAGGAAAGAAGAAAAAACAAGAGAUAUUGUAAUUGUAUAUUUUAUUUUGUACAUAACACAGUGUAGCAUUUUUUUUGUAAAGAGUUUUAUUGUAGCAUGUAAGCCAUUUGUUGAGGAGAAAAG
Messenger RNA from Lutzomyia longipalpis, 4966 nucleotides. RefSeq names its product adenylate cyclase type 9 (gene Ac13E). The record is from RefSeq and is a predicted model, not a curated record. NCBI's taxonomy places the organism in Eukaryota, Metazoa, Arthropoda, Insecta, Diptera, Psychodidae. Gene Ontology annotation, molecular function: adenylate cyclase activity. Gene Ontology annotation, biological process: cyclic nucleotide biosynthetic process; intracellular signal transduction; adenylate cyclase-activating G protein-coupled receptor signaling pathway. The transcript is spliced from 8 exons. Bases 273 to 4610 code for a protein of 1445 amino acids.